Molecule: messenger RNA, 1254 nt
Organism: Cryphonectria parasitica EP155
Lineage: Eukaryota; Fungi; Ascomycota; Sordariomycetes; Diaporthales; Cryphonectriaceae
Product: family 2 glycosyltransferase
Exons: 2
Coding region: 164-898 (244 amino acids)
Biological process (GO): GPI anchor biosynthetic process; protein O-linked glycosylation via mannose
Cellular component (GO): endoplasmic reticulum membrane
Molecular function (GO): dolichyl-phosphate beta-D-mannosyltransferase activity
Source: RefSeq, a predicted model, not a curated record
GCCCAUCACAAGCUCCCUUGGCCUGCCAUUGACAUAUUCCUCUUCUCGACACUCCUUUUUCUCGGCCAUUCACUAGAGCAUCGAGCCUUUUUCUACACCAGUCUUCCGCCAAUUUACUACUGCUUCCUCCACAACGACGACGACUCCAUAAUAUCCUGUCGCAAUGGCGGCCAAGAAGUCAGAGGUCAAGGAGACCUACUCGGUGAUCCUGCCCACCUUCAACGAGCGCCAGAACCUGCCCAUCAUCACCUGGCUGCUGGCACGCACCUUCAAGGAGAAUGAUAUCGACUGGGAACUCGUCAUCGUCGACGACGGCUCCCCCGACGGCACGCAAGACGUUGCGAACGAGCUCGUCAAAGCAUACAGCCCACACGUGAUCCUGAAGACGCGCACCGGAAAGCUGGGCCUGGGCACCGCGUACGUGCACGGCCUGCAAUUCGCCAAGGGCAACCGCAUCAUCAUCAUGGACGCCGACUUCAGCCAUCACCCCAAGUUCAUCCCGCAGAUGAUUGCGCUGCAGCGGUCGCAGGACUACGACAUCAUUACGGGCACUCGCUACGCGGCCGGCGGCGGCGUCUUCGGCUGGGACCUGAAGCGCAAGUUCACGAGCAAGGGCGCCAACAUCUUUGCCGACACUGUGCUGCGCCCCGGCGUCAGCGACCUGACGGGCAGCUUCCGUCUGUACAAGCGUCCCGUACUGGAGAAGCUGUUUGAGACCACCGACGUCCGCGGGUUCAGCAUGCAGAUGGCGCUGGCCGUGACGGCCAAGGCCAUGGGCUACACGAUCGGAGAAGUUCCCAUCACUUUCGUCGAUCGCGUCUACGGAGAUUCGAAACUGGGAACCGAGGAGAUACUGGAGUAUGCCAAGGGCGUGUUGUCGCUGUGGGCUAAAGUCUGAGGGGAAGAGACUAGGUUCGCAUUCGCGUCACCGACGCGCAUACACUUACACAAGGAGGGUGGAUGCACCCCCCGUCAGUCAUCUGACUUGGUCGGCACAUCUUUGGAGUUGGGCAGGAUUCUGGGAGUUAGGGAGCCGUGCAACGCUGAUUCGUAAUAAUUCUCGAAACAUAAUUCUCGGAAUGCAAAAGGCAUCAUGCCACAAGGGCACACAAAACAGCAUACUGGUAGGGCAGGCAGGGUACAGCUUGGGAGAGAAGAGGGGAAGAUUGCAACAGGAUCGAACAUGCCCUGUGAAUUGUAUCCUGAGAAAUAAUCCAGACAAGCCAGUUAAAUUACAUAUUCCUCCCGCCCGUC